Molecule: messenger RNA, 996 nt
Organism: Cercocebus atys (sooty mangabey)
Lineage: Eukaryota; Metazoa; Chordata; Mammalia; Primates; Cercopithecidae
Gene: PABPN1L
Product: poly(A) binding protein, nuclear 1-like (cytoplasmic)
Exons: 7
Coding region: 75-950 (291 amino acids)
Molecular function (GO): RNA binding
Source: RefSeq, a predicted model, not a curated record
GCCCGGGCAGGUGUGGACGCGAGGGGAGCGGAGGGGAGGCCUCGCCUGGCCCACCUUCCUCCUGCCCUUCUACCAUGUGGCCCUUCCCAAGCCGCUCGCUCUUUCCGCCCCCAACUCAGGCCUGGCUCCAGACGGUCUCCUCAGACCCAGAGGCCCAGGGCUGGGGGGCCUGGAACGAGACCAAGGAGACUCUGGGGCCAGAGGGUGGGGAAGGGAAGGAGGAGGAAGAGGAGGCAGAGGAAGACCAGGAUGGGGAUGCAGGCUUCCUGUUGUCUCUGCUGGAGCAAGAGAACCUGGCUGAGUGCCCAGUGCCUGACCAGGAGCUGGAGGCCAUCAAGAUGAAGGUGUGCGCCAUGGAGCAGGCCGAGGGGCCGCCAUGGUCUCUGGGAGCACAGCGCCAGGCCAAGGAAGAGGAGGGGCUGCCACAGCCUCCGGGAGUGCAGCACCAGGCCGAGGAAGAGGAGGGCACCAUGGCCGGGCAGCUGCUGAGCCCUGAGGCCAUGGGCUGCCCCCUCCCUGCGACCCCCGAGGAGAAGGUGGAGGCUGACCACAGAUCUGUCUACGUGGGCAACGUGGACUACGGGGGCUCUGCCGAGGAGCUGGAGGCCCACUUCAGCGGCUGCGGGGAGGUCCACCGAGUCACCAUCCUGUGCGACAAGUUCUCUGGACACCCCAAGGGUUACGCCUACAUAGAGUUUGCCACCAAGGGCUCCGUGCAGGCCGCCGUGGAGCUGGACCAGAGCCUCUUCCGGGGCCGGGUCAUCAAGGUGCUGCCAAAAAGAACCAACUUCCCUGGGAUCAGCUCCACAGACCGCGGGGGCCUUCGAGGACACCCAGGCUCCAGGGGGGCACCGUUCCCCCUCAGCGGCCUCCAGGGCAGGCCCCGGCUCAGACCACGAGGGCAGAACCGGACCCGUGGAAAAUUCUCACCAUGGUUUUCACCAUAUUAAAGGGGAAGGCCUGAUUUUGAGAGAGGGGCUGGGGGCUGGGUCAGGA